AUGAGCGCGUUCCACAGCUCGUCGUCGUCGUCGAUGCAACAGCAGCACGAGCUCCACGUGCGUCGGCUGCUGGACGAGCGCGCCGAGCGGGCGGGGCUGUCCCCCGUUGCGCCAAGCGAGUAUGUCGGCGGAUUCGAGACACCGUCGAUGUACAGCGCCCGCUCGCCUCGGGCACCCUUCGACGACCCGAACGCGUCGGAACUCAAUCUGGACGACGACGAGGACACCUACCCGCACCCACACUCACCCCCAAUGUCUGCCCACGCCGACGACGAGGACACGGAUUCGCCACAUGACCUGGACGAGGAGGAAGAGCAGGAGCAGCGCAUGAGCAUGCUCGGUCCAAAGAUGCGCUUCCACUCGCCCGCACCCUGGGAACUCGACGCGGACCCCAUCAGAGAGCAGGACGAGCUCGACGACGACACACGUUCGUUUGUGUCCAAGCGCGGCAAACCUGGCUUCAUCAAAUCACUUGGCCUCGGGGGAUCCUCCAAGACUUCCAGGCCCAGCACAGACUCGUCACGCUCGAGUGGCAGGGAGAAGAAGUCUUUCGAAACCACCUCUUCCUACGUCUCUGCUGGCGGCGCUCUGCAUGCACUCGCGCAGGCGUCCAUGUCCUCCACGUCCUUGUCUCACACUCCCUCGCCUGCUCCCGCCGCUGCGCGCUCGAAAUUUCCACUGUCCAGACCGCGCACUCGCACGCAGUCCGGCGGGCCGCAUAGCGGUCUCAGAUUGUAUCCGCCUGCGCCCGUCUCGUCCAUGCCCUCACCGUCAUCCACCCAAGCCUCGCCCGUCGGCUACAACACUCGUUCCUCAUCACCUGCACCCUCCGCGUACUCCACCGCCCUCUCACGAACUGACACUCGCACCUCGUCGCGCCCCACCUCACCUCUCGGUCAGGAAUUUAUUCAUCCUUACGCGAACCCGGAAGUAUCCAGCCCGUACCGCGAUUCAUUCCACAUCCCUCCCGUGCCCUCCUCUCGAGCGGCAACGUUACCCACGCCUGAGGCAAAUGCGGGCAACGGAUAUUUCGGACUACAGGUUCCUCGAAGUUCUUCGCCCACGGGAAGUGUUGCGCCAUCAAUCGCCCCUUCUAUGGUCAGCGGGACUGGAGAUCAUAAUCCCCGUCGUCAGGGAGGCGGUUUGAACGGUCGCACAAUAUCUGGACCCAUGCCGAUGGAUAACCCCGGCGGUACGCUACACUCUGUGCAGAGCUACUCGAGUAUGCGCGCCCGCACCAACACACGGGAGCGUGAUCCCAAGUUCCCGCAGCAGAUGCCGGCUGGCUUUGCUGAGUUGCCAUCGUCGCCGAACUUCAACCUCAUCUCUUUGCAAGAGGCUCAAGCUCAGGCUCGCACUCGCAGCGUCACCGCGUCAUCCAGCUCAAAUGCGCCGUUCCUGCAAGAAGACCCAUCACGCAGCAACAACAACAGCGGUCGCACACGUAUGCGUUCGACCAGUGCCGGUGCAAAGGUUGAUGCGAGCGCAAUCUCUCCUGUAUCUGGCGGCCCUCAGCCUAAGCUGAAGCACAAGAAGUCCGGUUUCAUGCGUCUCUUCAACAAAGGAGACGAGCCGCCUCCCGUCCCUCCUCUCAUCUACGCCAACCAGCCAGUGCCACCAUCAGAGUACAGUCUGGGAUCGAGCAUGAGUUCAAGCACGAACCUGAGCGCCACCUCGCCAUAUACCCCACGCCCGCAGGCGCGCGUUCCCGUGCCACAACUCACCCCGGAAGAUGAGCGCCCGCCGCCACAACGCUCGGGCGCUAAUGAUGGUCCUCCCUCCGCCGGAUCAGGUCGCCGAAAGCAUCCUCCUCCCUUAGCAAUUGUACCGCCUGCUGCGUCUUCCAACACGCACCUCUCCGGUUCCCUAUUUUCAUCUCAGGAGGGCAACCCUUCCCGCACGACGCUCAUGCCCGAGCGCUCUUCCCCACGCUUAGAGAGCGAACAACGCUACGAGCGCGUGCCGCGUGGGCGAGGAGAGCCUUCUAGCGCACCCCCCGGCGCUCCUCAGUUCCCGUCUCUCAGUUUACGCCCUGUGUCCACCGUCUUUAGCGCGCACUUCGCCGAGCUUGGUAGUGAUUUCGGCAUUGACCUAGACCGGGAUGCCAGCCAGUCUUCGACGACCUCCGGACGCUCUCCCACCUCAGCCCUAUCACCUAUCACGCCUGGCUUCCCUGGCUCUUACGGUAGUUCGAUGGAUCCUACACGAGCAGGCUCGGAGAGCGGUGCCCUGAUCGUGGACGCGAACAGCGAUGACCCGAACGCGGUGAUCGCGGCGCUGCAGGCGCAGAUAACUGGCGCGCGCAAAGCAUGGCAGCGUCAGAUCUGGGAACUCGAGGGUCAAGUUCGGGAUUUACGUGCUGAGAUGGAGGAGAUGCGGGCAAAGGAGCGGAGCGGCGAGAGAUGCGCUUUCUGCGGGCGUGGUGGUAGCGCUGGAUACGAUGAAGCCGCGCUUGAACACCACAUGCAUGACAUGCCUCGCAAGGGUAGUUUGCCGGGCACACCCGAGGUGUCUGUCGGACGCGGUGGUGUUGUCAACCGCCCUCGGGCUCGUACAGGCGUUGGAGGACGUUUUGGCGCCGCGACCUGA
Messenger RNA from Peniophora sp. CBMAI 1063, 2589 nucleotides. The record is from the annotation of a GenBank genome assembly. Lineage: Eukaryota; Fungi; Basidiomycota; Agaricomycetes; Russulales; Peniophoraceae.